Ciona intestinalis (vase tunicate) is the source of this 4559-nucleotide messenger RNA. Lineage: Eukaryota; Metazoa; Chordata; Ascidiacea; Phlebobranchia; Cionidae. The record is from RefSeq and is a predicted model, not a curated record.
UACAACGUGUGGUUUUGUUGUUUAUGAUAGAUUUUAUUAGGUUUUGUUCAAGUAGUGUGUUAUAGGAUUUGGAUUGAUAAUAUUUAAGGGAAAUGGCGGAAGAAGACGAUUCGUUUCCUCCCGAAACGCAGAAAACUCCAAAGGAAUUCCAGUUUCGUGAGUUUGGCCAAAUAUCAUUUGGUGCGACUGCUACAGAAGACUUUAUCUGCCCCAAAUCUCGGACAUCGCUUGUAGCUGUUGCAAACCAAUAUGGGCUGCUGUUCACUGGCUCUACUGAUGGGUUUAAGGUUCUCUCAGUCUCAAGUUUGGUAACUGCCGCAAAAGAUGAGCAAACCACAACAGAACCCCUCGUGUCUGUUGCCCUGCGCGCACCGCCAAGCUGGAUCGCUGUCAGUUCCGAUAACUUGACCCUUGCUGUAUGCAGUAGCAGUGACAAGGGACUUCAAAUAUUAUUCUUUGACGUCAGGAAUCUUAUGAACAAGAACAAACCGACCAAGACGCCAUUCUCAAUGUUUAUGUUGAGCAAAUCUGUGGAACAUUCAGUUGUCGAUCUGCAGUGGAACCCGGGAUCAGAAAUGGUGGGACAUAUCACAAUUUGUGUUUCAAACGGUUCGUUUCAUGUUCUGUCAGUUAAAGACACUGUUGCCGAAGUUGCCAAAAAAUCUGAAGAUUUCAACGCAUUGUCAGUAUGUUGGAGUCCAAAAGGCAAACAAAUGAUGAUUGGGAAGAAAGAUGGUUCUAUACAACAGUUUACACCGACGAUGGAAAUACGACGUGUGGUUCCUCCUUGCCCCUUCAUUGAUCGGAAAGUAAAAGCAUCGAACGUAACGUGGCUCUCGACGCUCCAAGUGGCCGUUACGUACACUGUUGCCCCCGACAACAAUGAGGAUGAAACAGCUCUACCUAGUGGUGGACCUACAGUGUUCGUUGCCACACUGCCGCAUUCUAAGGAACAAAACAAAACUAUAUCGUGGAGGAAUUAUGAGGAUCCUUGUUAUAGCGAAGGUCCCAGACCGACCCAAUACGUCACGUUAUUCAUGGACAAAUGGGAGUUGAUGUUGUUGUGUUCAACUAAUGCUGCCGAAGCUGCUGUUAUUGGGAAAGAUAAAGCUAAGGGAAUGUGGGAGAUUUGGGAUUUGGAUGAUUCAUGUCGAGCUCAACUUCAAAUGGUUUCGCAGGAUAUUGAACCUUCCCCACUAGGAGGGGCUAUAAUCACUACCAUGAAAGAUCGGUUGAUAAUCGAUGAUUCGCAAGAUUGCGAACCGAUGCCGGUUCUCUGCCUUCUGUCAAACUCGCUCCAACUUUCGUUGUUUCAUAUCAUUAAUCUACAAGGGGGUUACCCUAACUUGAUAACAGAAGCCAAGGAAUUAACACUGGAUGGAGAAAGAACAUUGGUGCCUACAGUUGGACAAGCAGAAUCCACCUCCACCACGGCCACACUUGGUGGGAAACCCAAACUAUCAAGCAAACCAUCAUUGUUGGUGACUACAAGCACCCCGAGGUCAGGGUUGCAACCAAGGCCUAUCAAUGCUAAUGAAUCUUUGAUGGUUUCACCACUACAACCACGUAUUGACAACCAACCAAAGAAAGAAGCUCCUUUGUCACAAAAAGCUCUCAUUUCAUCCUUCACUAACUUAGCUCCAAAGGCAACAACACCGCCUGUUGGAAAAUCUCCAAGUGUUGUAGAGUCAAAGCAAGAAACUAGGGGUUUGAAAAUUUUAUCUCGGACCGACAGUUUGAACGUUGGAAAGGGAAUUCCCCAACCUGAGAAGUCAGUGCCUCCCGUUGAAUCACUGAAGCAUAACGUUAAACCUGCGUUCACUGGUGCGACUAAUAUCAAAGGUAUAUCAUCAACAAUCAAUCCAGCUGAAGUUGGUUUAAAAAGAACCCCCGUGUUGAACAAAGCAAGAGAAACACCAUUAACAGAGCGAAUGAGUUCGUACUCCGGCCCCGAAGGCGACUCCUUAGCUGACAGUUUGUUUAACGAGGUGAAUGAUUUCGAAAACGAAAUGAAAAACUUUUUCUCUGAUUUUAAAAUGACGGAUUCUGAGAUUUCAUCACUUGGUGGUGCUGAAGAGAAGAUCGCUCUAAAACAGGGAAUUGAAUCUUUGUCAUUAUUCCGCAACGAGAUUGCGAAAACCACAUUAGAACAACAUGAAGAAAUAAAUGCAACGAGAACAUUAUGCGUUGAAUCCUACGCUGCGUUACAACACGCACAAACUCGUGACCAAAGAGCUAAAAAUCCGUCGUACAGAGACGCACUUGUGUCGAGACCACUGGAUUUAUCGGACCAAAGGAAAAUGAAGGAGAUCCGUUUCUUGCAUCAGUAUGUCCGGGAUGCAAUCCUUGAAGUGGAUGUUGCUCUUAAUGAUCAAUGGAGGAAAUCCCGUGAGAAAUCUUCGUCAUCUGCCAAGAAGACAGAGAGGAGAAUAGAAAUGGAUGAACGAAACUCCAUCAUGAAAGCAAUCACGAACCAAACAACAAUCUUACACCAGCAAGAAUUACAAAUCACAUUGUUGGGUCAACAAAUGGAUAAUCUAAGAUUGUUAAACACGGUGUGUACGAAUUAUUCACCGAUGGGUAAAACGAGAAGCACAACCGCUGGCGAUGGUGAUUUACCCACCAUGGCAAACUCGUUGAUCCGUAACCAAGAUUCCCCGGGUGGUGACCCCAAUUUGACCCCAAUUGCCCCCAAAAUAUCACCCAAGAAAAUGAGCCAACUCAGUCAUUUGUUGUCAUCGAGGAAAACGACUCCAGUUCGAUCUAUGCUAGCAGCAAACAAGUCUCGUAUUAUUGCCCCAACAAUGCCAUCAAUGAAACAACAACGUCCAUCAAUCAGCACACGAACAAUUUCAACUGAAAGUAAAUCAACAGAAUGUACAACAGAGACAUCGACUGAUUAUUCAGAAUCCAGCUCUCCUGUGCCCUCUGAUGGUGGUGCAAUGCCUUUGUGGGGUAUCAAAGCUGCUGGUAAAACCUUCACUCAACCACUCAAAGUAGCAACAAAACAACCAAUACAACCAUAUUUGCAACCAGUAGAACAACCAUCCCAUACACCACAAACCAACCAACCACUCUUCCAACCAUUUGCUGCAACUACAGGAAACAAAGCUUUUCAAACGAACCAAUCAGAACCCGCUACCUUUGAACCAUUACUUCAAGGUCAGUCAACCUUGACGUAUGGUGCGCCAUCCGGUGUUGGAAGCACGAGCGAGACACGACGAACAGAGAUCCCGAUUCACCACAAGGAGGCAGCAUCUAACCUCAACAACCCACCAAUGGUUGUUAACAUCAAGGAGCUGAAGGAACCGACUGAAUCUUUGAUUCCAAAGUUUGAAGCAAAGUUUGAAGCAAAGACGGAUGUACCACCGGGUGCUGCUGCUGAGGUGCAGAAAGUUUUGAACACCGUCCUCGCUGAAACGCAACAACAACAAUCUGUUUCAUCUAUGCUGAUGAAACCAACACCAAGCAAUAACGCCCCAGCUCCAGUGGACAACCCCCCACCAACUACUAGUAAACCAGUGUUUCCAAAUCUAACAUCAAAACCUGGAUUCUCAUUGUCAACUUCACCUAAGAUGGGAUCAACAGGUAACUUGUUUUCACAACCUUCCAUUUUGAAGUCGGGAAGUUUAUCUGAUGUGACUUCGAUGCAGAAACAAUCACCAUUGGCAGAACUGUUAAAACCCAGUGUUGACCAAUCAAAUAAAACUUCACAAUCGGCAACACUGCAAACUGGCAACACUGGAUCAAACAAACAGUCAUUUGUGAUUUCACCAUUUGGCAAUUCAUCGGCAAAACCAAACUUUGGAUUUUCAUUCGCUCCAAAAACUUCUGAAGUUUCGAUCAAAACAAACCACGCGAAGAGUAGUUCAUUGUCCACAGAUUUGGCAUCUGGUGAAAAAUCCUCCUCAGUAAUGAGGUCAUCAAGUGCCAGUGCCGGGUUGUUUGGCUCCCAUGGCAUGGCUUCUAAUACCACAACAGGUGGCAUGGCUUCUAACACCGUGACAGGUGCCGUGACAAGCGCAGUGUCAAGCAAGUCGGCUUCCACGGAAUCGGUGUCAAGCGAACCGGGCGCGUUGUUGUUCGGAGGGCCUAACGUUGCGUCAGUAGAAGGCGGUAGUAAGCCCCGUCAUCGCUUGUUACCACAACCACACGAGGUUGCUAGCAAGCCAACUCAAGAUGCCACCCCAACACCACCACCACCAGAUGUCAGUAGCAAGUCAACACCAGAUGUCGCUAACACCCCUCCACCGGACACCCCCGCUACCCAACCCACCACCCCCCCUAUACAUGAUAAACCAGCAACACUCGUGACCACAACUGCCCCCCAACCAACACAAGAAGAUACAAACGCACCCGAAACAUCAACUAAAACAGGAUUUUCAUUCUCGAUCCCAAGCACAACCACUAUUGCUCCGACCUCAUCAGUUGGGUUCGGAGCAGCAACCACAACUUCAUCAUUUUCAUCUCCGUUUCCGGGACUUUUCAGCUCCAAUAAAGAUGCAAAAAGUAAGUUUGUUUUACAUACCUCACCCAUAUAUAAUACAAUGUAUUACUGA